Messenger RNA from Ylistrum balloti, 2174 nucleotides. RefSeq names its product beta-hexosaminidase subunit beta-like. Gene Ontology annotation, cellular component: membrane. The record is from RefSeq and is a predicted model, not a curated record. Gene Ontology annotation, molecular function: beta-N-acetylhexosaminidase activity. Gene Ontology annotation, biological process: ganglioside catabolic process; carbohydrate metabolic process; glycosaminoglycan metabolic process. Bases 1 to 2106 code for a protein of 701 amino acids. The transcript is spliced from 14 exons. Lineage: Eukaryota; Metazoa; Mollusca; Bivalvia; Pectinida; Pectinidae.
AUGGCCAGCUCCGCCGUUACUCCAGCAUGGCUUGUUAUCCUUCUUGUCGGCGUUUAUCCUUACAACGUCUACAAAGAGGCGCCAGUGUACGUAGCGGGGCCCAGGAGGGGCAAUUAUUCUUCAUUGAAAUAUAACAGAACCAAAAUAGAUAUACGAAAAAUUAGACAACAACGUUUUCAUACGCCGACACAGAGAGACAUCGAACGGAACGUUUCAAUUGAAUGGGACUAUACAGAUUUCAGUCUUCAGUUUAAAAAUAUUGGUGGUCCAGCCUUCAAACUCAGGAGAGCUCCUCGUGCCACACACGGGGAGCCAUGGCCUUUACCACAGACCUACCGGACAAACAAAGAACAAGUGUACCGAAUUGAUCCGCACUCAUUCAAUAUCAAGGUGGAGAAUUAUUCGUGUGUUAAUUUAGAGAAAGCUAUCCAACGUUACAAAGAUUCCGUAUUUAAAUUCGCUUCCGAAGAAAAUUAUGACAAUUUGAAAUAUUUGAAAAAUGGUGGAUUUGAUAAAGACAUUCUAAAUUUGAGAAAAAUUCACGAAGAUGCCACGCCCAUUACGUGGAUGUCAGUGGUGCUUAAAGAAACCUGCUCAAGUCAAAUGCACGAGUCUUCCAACGAAACUUAUUCGCUAUUGGUUAAGCCGUUUGGGAUCUUCUUGAGAGCUAUCGAUGUGUGGGGCGCCUUGAGGGGACUCGAGACCUUCAGCCAGAUAGUAUAUAAACGGCAGAAUCAGUUUUAUAUAAAAGACACAGUAAUAGAAGACUUUCCAAGAUUUUCUCACCGGGGCAUCCUUAUCGAUUCCUCAAGACAUUUCAUUAAAAAGAGCGUCAUUUAUGACGUCAUCGAAGGUAUGGUACAGAAUAAGAUGAACGUUCUACAUUGGCACAUGGUAGAUGAUCAGUCUUUUCCGUACGUUAGCCGGACCUUCCCAAAUCUCUCUGACAAGGGCGCUUACCAUCCAUCUUUAGUUUAUAAAGCGAAGGACAUUGCUGAUAUAAUUGAGUUUGCCCGGAUACGAGCAGUCAGAGUCAUUCCUGAAUUCGAUACUCCAGGUCACACGUUUUCUUGGGGGUUUGGUCACCCAGAGGUCCUUACCCAGUGUUACAGAAACUACCGAAAAGUAGCAGGCUAUCUAGGUCCCAUGGACCCAAGCAAAAACUAUACAUUCGAAUUUCUCAAUAAACUAUUCCAUGAGCUAUUCGAUGUAUUCAAGGAUCGUUCCAUUCAUCUAGGAGGGGAUGAAGUGUCUUUAACGUGCUGGGCUUCAAACCCGGACGUGAAAUAUUUACUCUCUACUAUGAACGAUCUUUGGAACACAACUUUAAGGAUUAGGGAUCCAAUGGUAAAGGUGUGGAACUAUUUCGUAAGAAGGUUAACCGAUAAUCUUAAAGAUAUGUCUCGGGAACAAGGUCGAGAGAAACGCUUCAUUAUGUGGGAGGAGGCCAUGCGAAAUCGAUUAAAGAUUCCCAAAGACACGAUUAUCCAGAUCUGGUUGGGCAAUAUACGGGAGGUCCAACAGGCAAUAGAUCGAGGCCAUCAAGUCAUCUACAGCACAUGCUGGUAUCUAGACUGGGUUGACCACGGUGUACAUUGGCCAAAGUAUUACCGAUGUGACCCAAACCCAGUUCGAACAGGCAAGCAAUCCAGAGAAAAAAUGAUCCUUGGAGGAGAAGCUUGUCUCUGGAGCGAGUACAUCACUAACGAAAACGUCAUCAGUCUGCUUUGGCCGAGGGCGUCCGCUGUGGCAGAAAGGCUUUGGAGCAGUAGAAGUGUUACAGAUGUACUAUCGGCGUCUGCUCGUCUGCAGGAACACAGGUGUCGCAUGCUUAGGCGUGGACUUCCUGUAGGAUAUAUCAGUGGCCCUGAUUACUGUGUGCCGCCUUCACAGAAAGACGACCCAAAUAAGAAAGGAACGGAGUCCGUCACCGAGUCCUCUGGGAACCAUAUCCACGCACUUCGUCUCCGCUCCAAACCAGUCCUGUGGAUAAGCUGUACAAAUGAUCUUGAGACCGCCAGUCUGCUUAUAUCACUAAUUGGGGUAUUAAUGGUGCUAAUGAUGUUUGGGUUUCGGCUCCGAAGUUUCGUGUAUCGACUUAUCUGAACAUUGUUGAAUUUAUAUAAAACGUUUCAUUUCUUUACAUUAAAUCCAUUAAAUUUUAUAAAUAUUAA